AUGACCCAACAAUUUAUGAAUGACGUGAAUGUUCAAAAAACGGUCCAUGCUGACUUUGACGUGGAACAUAUCCUACCUCUACUCACUGUUGACGAGAAGAUCGCUCUGAUCUCUGGCAGCGACCCUUGGCACACUGCACCCAUACAUCGCUUUGGUAUUCCUUCAAUUCGUCUAACUGACGGGCCUAAUGGCGUGCGAGGAACUAGAUUCUUCAACGGUAUACCUGCAGCAUGCUUUCCGUGCGGAACCGGCCUCGCAGCUACCUGGGACACUACACUAGUCCAGAAAGGUGGCCAGUUGCAAGGUCAAGAGGCUAUUGCCAAAGGAGCGUCGGUUAUAUUAGGACCCACAACCAAUAUGCAGCGAUCUCCAUUGGGCGGCAGAGGUUUCGAGUCUUUCAGCGAGGAUCCGGUUUUGGCUGGUAACAUGAGUGCUGCAACUAUCACCGGUAUCCAGUCUACGGGGGUAGCGGCCACCCUGAAGCACUUUGUUUGCAAUGACCAGGAGCAUGAGCGACAGUCUGUGGAUGCGCUUGUACCAGAGCAGGCUUUGCGAGAGAUUUAUCUUAUGCCCUUCCAAAUCGCGCAACGAGACGCAAAGCCCAUGUGUUACAUGACAGCCUACAACAAAGUUAACGGAACACAUGCAAGCGAGAGUAAGAAGCUCAUCACUGAUGUUUUGAGGAAGGAAUGGAGCUUUGAUGGAAUGGUGAUGUCUGACUGGUUUGGAGUUUAUUCCACUGCCGAGUCAAUUCAAGCAGGCCUUGACUUGGAAAUGCCAGGACCCUCCUAUAUGCGUGGUACAUUGGUGAAGCAAGCUCUGGGAUGUGGUAAACUACUGCCCUUUGAACUCGACCAAUGUGUGAGAGAGGUGUUGAAGCUUGUGAAGAAAGUUCUUCCUCUUGGAAUUCCAGAAAACGCGGAAGAGCUGACUGCGGAUACCCCUGAAACAUCAUCUUUGCUUCGUUCUCUGGCCUCGGCAAGUCUUGUGUUGCUCAAGAAUGAUAACAGCAUUUUACCGUUCACGAAGAACAAGACAACCGCUGUUAUCGGCCCGAAUGCCAAUUUUGCAGCAUAUUGCGGGGGUGGCUCCGCAUCACUCAAGCCGUAUUAUGCGAUUAGUCCUCUUGAGGGACUCAGAGCACAACUCCCAGAUAUUCAAUAUUCCUUAGGGGCUCCGGGUUGGAAGAAAAUGCCCCUUCUAUCUCGGCUGACCAAAGCAAGUAACGGUCUAGCAGGGUUUGAUAUGAAAGUCUACCUCGAGCCACCGUCAAAACAGGAUCGAGAAAUGAUCGACUCGUUAUAUGUCGAUACCGCAGACGUUUUCCUCGCAGAUUAUGCACACCCGAAAAUCGAAAGCAAUCUGUUCUAUUUGGAGCUUGAUGGCACACUCACACCAGAAGAGACUUCAGAGUAUGAAUUCAGUCUUUCGGUAUCAGGCACCGGCAAAGUGUUUGUCGAUGAUCAGUGCGUUGUCGACAACGAAACUGUGCAGACUCCUGGUGAUAGCUUCUUUGGCUCCGGAACGAUCGAAGAAAUUGGAACAAUCAAAUUAGAAAAGGACAAGACCUACACAGUUCGAAUCACUUUUGGUACACUGCCGACCAGAACGUUCAACGUUGCAGGUGCCACUUCCUUCGGCGCGGGUGGUCUUCGAGCUGGCUGUGUUCCAAAGAUCGAGCUCGAGACUGAAAUCCAAAAAGCAGUCGAAUUGGCCAAGAAGGUUGAUCAGGUCAUCCUCUGCGCCGGACUGAACAGCGAUUGGGAAAGCGAGGGUUACGAUCGGAGUACUAUGGAUCUACCCCCGGGAACUGACAAGCUCAUUGCUGCGGUAGUAGCGGCAAAUCCCAACACAGCUGUGAUCAUACAGUCAGGAACUCCCGUGACUAUGCCAUGGCUCAAUGAUGUUCCCGCGUUGGUUCACGCCUGGUAUGGCGGCAACGAGACUGGAAAUGCCAUCGCGGACGUUGUGUUCGGUGCGGCUAACCCGAGUGGCAAGCUACCGCUUAGCUUCCCGCACCGCAACGAAGAUAACCCGGCCUUUUUGAACUUCCGAAGUGAAAGAGGAAGCACCAGGUACGGCGAAGGUGUCUAUAUCGGCUACCGCUUCUAUGAAAAAUGCAAGAAAGAAGUUGCAUUUCCAUUUGGCCAUGGGCUGAGUUACACCACGUUCAAUUUAAGCUCACUUUCUCUCCAAAAUACCGACGAGGAGAUUUUGGUCACUCUCGAUGUCCAGAAUACUGGAAACAUUGAGGGCGCAGAAGUUGUCCAAGUCUACGUUUCCCAGCAGAGUCCAAGUAUCAAUCGACCACCCAAGGAGCUCAAGGGCUUUGAAAAAGUGGUCCUCCGCCCACAGCAGACUGAGAGAGUGACUAUUAAGAUCAAGACGAAAUAUGCUACCAGUUUCUGGGAUGAGCAUAGAAGCGCGUGGGUUCAAGAGAUGGGUCGUUACGUUGUUCAUGUGGGCACAUCUAGCGCUGAAAUUCCACUAUCGGCUGGCUUUGAGGUCGAACAAACUUCGUGGUGGAAUGGCCUGUAA
Molecule: messenger RNA, 2538 nt
Organism: Penicillium vulpinum
Lineage: Eukaryota; Fungi; Ascomycota; Eurotiomycetes; Eurotiales; Aspergillaceae
Product: beta-glucosidase
Exons: 3
Coding region: 1-2538 (845 amino acids)
Biological process (GO): glucan catabolic process
Molecular function (GO): beta-glucosidase activity
Source: RefSeq, a predicted model, not a curated record